Messenger RNA from Ceratina calcarata, 2929 nucleotides. It is a transcript of the gene psidin, whose product is annotated as phagocyte signaling impaired. Gene Ontology annotation, cellular component: cytoplasm; NatB complex. Gene Ontology annotation, biological process: N-terminal peptidyl-methionine acetylation. Bases 107 to 2812 code for a protein of 901 amino acids. Gene Ontology annotation, molecular function: protein binding. The record is from RefSeq and is a predicted model, not a curated record. NCBI's taxonomy places the organism in Eukaryota, Metazoa, Arthropoda, Insecta, Hymenoptera, Apidae. The transcript has 10 exons.
UCAAUGUAAAUAUGCCUUGCCGUGAUAAGUACCAAUAAGUACGAGCAUGCAGAGGGAAGAAAAGAAAAGUUGGAUUGUUGAUUUAAAAGUAUCGUAAAAAAGUAUAAUGGCGCCCAAGACCCGUGUAGAUAAUACCGUUAAUGAACGCCGUUUACGUCCGAUAUAUGACUGGUUGGACAAUGGAAAUAACAAGAAAGCUCUCCAGGAAGCCGAUAAAGUGCUUAAGAAACAGCCGAGCAAUCAAUGUGCCAGAGUGCUCAAGGCCCUGGCCCUGCUCAGGCUCGGUAAGAAGAACGAAUGCGAAACUAUUAUGGAUGAGGUCAGAUCGGAGAUACCUAGGGAAGAUUGUACUCUACAGGUGAUGAGCAUUUGUUACAGGGAAAGACAUCAACCUGACAAAAUAAGCCAAGUGUACGAAGCUGCUGCAAAAGUGGAUCCUAACAACGAAGAAUUAUUGACGCAUCUUUUCAUGUCAUACGUUCGCCUGGGAGAUUACAAGAAGCAGCAGCAAACGGCGCUUGCCCUGUACAAAUUGAAACCAAAAAAUCCUUACUAUUUCUGGGCUGUGAUGAGUAUAGUGAUGCAAGCUAUACACUCGGAUGAAAAGUUAGCGAAAGGAGUCACUUUGCCGUUAGCAGAAAGAAUGGUACUGAAAUUGAUUAAAGAGGGAAAAAUGGAAGUGGAACAGGAAGUACAGCUUUACUUAAUGAUACUGGAGCUUCAAAACAAAGAUGAAGAGAUGUUGAACGUUUUAUCUGGACCGUUAGCUUCGUAUCUCUCGUCGAUUUCACAACGUAAAGCUGCGGUUUUACUGAAAUUAGAACAUUUCAACGAAGCGGCUGACACUUACAAACGACUGAUCAACGAGAGCGUCGACAAUUGGCAACACUAUCAAGAUUAUCUCGACGCGGCUCUCAAGUUUCAAAAGCCGGAAGAGUGUCUAAAUUUCUUGAACGAGAUGAUAAGCUCGACCGAGAAAAAAUUUCGAGCCCCUUACCUGGCAAAGUUCGAACUGUUGAAACGUACGCGAGACGGGCAAGUGAUCGAACCGAUCGACCUGAUGCAUCAGUAUUUCUCACAGUUCGGAGAAAAGAGCUGCGUGGUGGGAGAUUUACGUAUUUACCUGAAUUUGUUGACACCUGCAGGGAAGCAACAGUUGUUACAGAAAAUAGAGGUGGACGUCGCCGUUAAACCCGACGAGUAUCCGACUACCGUGAAACAAAUGCAGAGACACAUUCACUUGGAGCAGUUGCGUCGCAUCUGCGGUCUUCAUCAUCCGCCACAUGCCGAUGCGAACAAACAGAGAGCAUUGGUGGAACGGUUGUGUAAAUUGUAUAAAAUGGGUAACGAACUGUGUCCGAUACAAGACAGACUACCAACAGACUUUUGUCCCGCGGAUUCUUACAUUCUUUUGGCAACGCAUUUACUACACGAAUUGUGGCGCAACACGAACGACGCAGCUUACCUUUACAGGGCCAUGGCACUGUUGGAACGUGGCUUAUUAUCGAGCCUCGCAAAUUUUUAUAUCAAGAUCUUACUAGUACGUGUCUAUCUGGAGGCAGGAUUGGUAGGCGCAGCGGAUCGUGUUUUCACCUUGUUGGACGUUAAACACAUUCAACUAGAUUCUCUGGGUUAUUUGCACGUACCCCUACUUGCCCCGCUCGGUCAUCUCUCGUUUGCUUGUAUAACUUUGGAUCAUACGACUAAAUUUUUUGUGGCAAACUAUAAAGAUAGUGCGGACCAUUUGACGUUUGCCUACAAGUACGGAAGCUUCGUGAAAAUUCAAGAAUUUGUCGAGUUGAAAGAGCGUUUGGAAAAUUCAUUUCACUUUGUCAUGACCACUAUAGAUAAGAUGGUUCUCGAAUUAAGUUUAUGUAGCAGUUCCACGUCUUUGAUCUCGACGUUAGCCAACAUGGACAUACAGUUGAUCGAGAGUUCGAUCAGAUUGAAUUGUCUGCGUGAUAAUCGUGAUCUGGAGGUUGUCCCUGGGUGGGAACCGUCUACCGAGAACCCAUUGGAGAACCCCAGAAUGCAAGAAGAGACACGGCUAUGCAUGUUGAAAUUGCUCACAGCCAGAGAUCUGAUGUUAAAAAUUUUAGCUGCCUGCGUAGCGCCCGACAGUUCCUCUCUUCUCGUUCGAUUCUCCGACGAGUUGAAGCAGCUGGACAACGAACAGAUCCCUGCGGUUCUACAGAAAUUCGAAUCGGAAGGAAAGAAGAACAGACCGUGUAAAAUGUUAGUUCCUAUGGACGGAGUCGAAAGAUUGCGCGAGGCGCACGAUUCGAAGCAAUUGAAAACGAUCGCCAGGCUAGCGGAAUCGGUCGCGCAAUCGCGUUAUCCCGAUUUCGAGUGUAUCCAAACGUUGCAAACGUCCCCAUGCCUUCGGACAAUAGACAUACCCGAGAAAAAUGUUCCGAUGUCUUUCAAACAUUUCCUACUAAGAGCGUCCACGUGUAGCGAGUCUCUCGCGAUCAUUGGUGCCAUAUGUACUUUGUGCGCGACGCAAUCCCAACCGAAGACGUCGCGGAAAAAGAGCAAAAAGAAAUGUAAUCAAUCGACGGAUCUUUCGUUCAACGAUAACGAUCAUAAUUGGAAAGAGAUCGCGAUCUUGCUCGAGGAGAGAGUUCAAAACUUGGACUCGGUGUUGACCGAAUUCGAAAAGUAUCAGUUACACACGGGACUUGGUAACGACGAGGAUGACGUAUCUGCUACUAUACUUAAACACGGACAAGAGAGCCUGGCUCAGAGUUGCAGAUCGCUCAAAUCGCGUACUCAAAUCACGUUGAAACUUGUCAAGGGUUUGAAGAGCUGAAAUUUUACCAAAAUUUUUCUCUGUGUACAAAGAAUAUCCAUCCGAUUGCUUACCGAUUCAUUUACCAUGUACAUAAUUCUUAGUCCUGAUGAAUUAUAAAUAUCGACUGAAUCGUUC